Cyclospora cayetanensis is the source of this 1092-nucleotide messenger RNA. RefSeq names its product solute carrier family 25 member 39. Gene Ontology annotation, biological process: mitochondrial transmembrane transport. The coding region runs from base 1 to 1092 and encodes 363 amino acids. The transcript has a single exon. The record is from RefSeq and is a predicted model, not a curated record. NCBI's taxonomy places the organism in Eukaryota, Apicomplexa, Conoidasida, Eucoccidiorida, Eimeriidae.
AUGGACAUACAACAGGUGUGUGUGAGCAGUGCGCUGAGUGGUUCGCUUGUUGCGUUGCUGUGCACUCCCUUUGAUGUUGUCAAGAACUACUGGCAGUACACUGCCAUCGCGUCUCCCGCCGGGACUGCUGCUGCCGCUGCAGCUGCUGCUCCCGAUGCAGCCGCUGCUUCAGGCCCCUUUCGGUGUUCACCGACUGCGGGUAGUGCAGCGCUCCACAGCGGCAGCAGCAGCUCUAGGGCGGGGCAGCCCUCUGCGAAGGUUGGAGGAGCAAGCACCCACAUGAGCAGCCUCCAAGUUGCCACGAAGUUGUAUCGCGCUAAAGGGCCUUUGAUUUUCUGGAGGGGUGUGGGGCCCGCUGUGGGCGUCCUCGUCCCCGCCAACAUCAUCUUCUUUACGCUUUAUGAACGCAGAGAUCCGGAGGGCUCUGCUGCUGUUGCGGGGGUGGCUGCACGCACUGCUGCAGUUAUUUGCACGGCCCCUAUAGAGCUUGUGAGGACGCAGGUUCAGGCACGCUGCUGUGGUGGCGAUUCCAAACCGGCCGCGAUUUCGCUGAUACGGGAAACAAUAAAGGCAGAAGGCAUUGGGGGGCUCUUCAAAGGGGUUGUUCCGACAAUUAUAAGGGAUGCGCCGUUCUCUGCGUUCUAUUGGCCUCUGACGACAGCAACCACACGCUUUUUCCGGCGUCUGCUUGUGGCCAGUGAAGGCAGCGGCGACAGCAGCGAAAGCAGCAGCAGCAGCACUUCUGUGCAGCGAUUCCGAGAUGGGGCUGUCAUUCCUUUUCUGUCGGGGGCCAGCUCGGCAGCAGUUGCAUGCGUCUUGACACAUCCCUUCGAUGUGGUGAAGACGCGGGUGCAGGCGUCUCAAUUAAGGCCUCAGGGGCCCUCCGGGGCGGCCAGCGGGGGGCCCCUCUGGUACUUCUUCCGGGGGGUCAGGGAGGCUUGUACUGAAGUGUAUGGUGCCAAUGGUUUCAGGGGGUUUGGGGUUGGGUUGUUGCCGCGGCUCCUCAAGAUCGUGCCGUCCUGUGCCGUGCUGCUAGCCACUUAUGAAGCGACAAAGGCUCUAUGUGGGUCUUCUCUUCUUGACCAGACCUGA